Messenger RNA from Emys orbicularis (European pond turtle), 1584 nucleotides. RefSeq names its product solute carrier family 18 member A3 (gene SLC18A3). Gene Ontology annotation, molecular function: xenobiotic transmembrane transporter activity; acetylcholine transmembrane transporter activity. Gene Ontology annotation, biological process: transmembrane transport; xenobiotic transport; chemical synaptic transmission. The coding region runs from base 1 to 1584 and encodes 527 amino acids. Lineage: Eukaryota; Metazoa; Chordata; Testudines; Emydidae. The record is from RefSeq and is a predicted model, not a curated record. Gene Ontology annotation, cellular component: membrane; AP-2 adaptor complex; terminal bouton. The transcript has a single exon.
AUGGCGACCGAAGGGGGAGCCGGUCUGGCCAAGUCCGCCGUGGAGAAGCUGUCCGAUGCCAUGGGCGAGAAGACCAAGCAGCUGGGCACGGCCAUGCAGGACGUGCACCGGCAGCGGCGGCUGAUCCUGGUCAUCGUGUGCGUGGCCCUCUUCCUGGAUAACAUGCUCUACAUGGUGAUCGUGCCCAUCAUGCCGAGCUACCUCGCCAUGUGGGAGGCCAAGAUCCCCGCCCGGGAGAGCAACGCCAGCGGGGCCAACGCCAGGGGGGCCAACGCCAGCUGGGCCAAGUCCGUGCUGGGGCCCGGGUAUCCCCCGGAAAACGAGGACAUCAAGAUCGGGGUGCUCUUCGCUUCCAAGGCCAUCCUGCAGCUGCUGGUGAACCCGCUGAGCGGCACCUUCAUCGACCGCGUGGGCUACGACAUCCCGUUGCUGAUCGGCCUCACGGUCAUGUUCCUCUCCACCAUCAUCUUCGCCCUGGCCGAGAACUACGCCACCCUCUUCGCCGCCCGCAGCCUGCAGGGGCUGGGCUCGGCCUUCGCCGACACCUCCGGCAUCGCCAUGAUCGCCGAUAAGUACACCGAGGAGUCGGAGCGCAGCCGGGCCCUGGGCAUAGCCCUGGCCUUCAUCUCCUUCGGCAGUCUGGUGGCGCCCCCUUUCGGCGGCAUCCUCUACCAGUUCGCCGGCAGGCGGGUACCCUUCCUGGUGCUGGCCAGCGUCUGCCUGCUGGACGGCCUGCUGCUGCUCACCGUCAUCAAGCCCUUCGGCAGCCGGACUCGGGAGAACAUGCUCGUGGGCACCCCCAUCCACAGGCUCAUGAUCGACCCCUACAUCGCCGUGGUGGCCGGCGCCCUCACAACGUGCAACAUCCCCCUGGCCUUCCUGGAGCCCACCAUCGCCACGUGGAUGAAAAAGAAUAUGGGCGCCUCGGAGUGGGAGAUGGGCGUCACGUGGCUCCCCGCCUUCUUCCCCCACGUGCUGGGCGUCUACAUCACCGUCAAACUGGCCGCCAAGUACCCGCACCUGCAGUGGUUCUAUGGGGCCCUGGGCAUGGUCAUCAUCGGGGCCAGCUCGUGCACGGUGCCCGCCUGCCGGAACUUCGGGCAGCUCAUCGUCCCGCUGUGCGGCAUUUGCUUCGGGAUCGCCCUGGUGGACACGGCCCUGCUGCCCACGCUUGCCUUCCUCGUGGACUUGCGCCACGUGUCCGUCUACGGCAGCGUCUAUGCCAUAGCGGAUAUCUCCUACUCCGUGGCGUAUGCCCUUGGGCCCAUAGUCGCCAGCCAGAUCGUGCACUCGCUAGGCUUUGUGCAGCUGAACCUGGGCAUGGGGCUUGCCAACGUGCUUUACGCCCCGGUCCUCCUGUUCCUCAAAAACGUCUGUCAAAUGAAAGCCUCUCACUCCGAGAGGAACAUCCUGCUGGAGGAAGGACCCAAAGGGCUCUAUGACACCAUCAAAAUGCAGGAGCGCAAAGGCAAGGGGAAAAACCCCCAUCCAGCAGGGGGGAUGGAAGGAAAUAGCGUGGACUCUUACCACAGAGACCUGACAGGGCCCUCGGAAGAGGACUCUUCAGACUAUGAAUACAGUUAG